Messenger RNA from Ostertagia ostertagi, 1887 nucleotides. The record is from the annotation of a GenBank genome assembly. NCBI's taxonomy places the organism in Eukaryota, Metazoa, Nematoda, Chromadorea, Rhabditida, Trichostrongylidae.
AUGGGGAAGCAUGAACGAGGAACACCGAAGGAUAUUGCAAAUAGGAUUAAAUCGAAAGGCCUGCAGAAGCUGAGAUGGUUCUGUCAAAUGUGUCAGAAGCAGUGUCGUGAUCAGAACGGUUUCAAAUGCCAUCUUACCUCCGAAUCCCAUCAACGGCAACUUCUGCUCGUCGCCGAGAAUACUAGCUCUUUUCUGAGACAAUUUAGCAGAGAAUUUGAAGCAAAUUUCAUGCAGAUUCUGAAGACCUCUUUUGGAACCAAGCGAGUCCGUGCUAAUGAAGUCUACCAGGAGUACAUUAAGGACAAGGGACACGUUCACAUGAACUCGACAGUAUGGCAUACGCUCACAGGCUUCGUAUUGUAUUUGGGAAAAAGUGGCAAAUGUAAAAUAGAUCAAAACGAAAAAGGAUGGUAUAUCCAAUAUAUUGAUCAAGAGGAAGUGCUAAGAAAAGCUGAGGAAGCUAAGCGAAUGAAAGCUGAGAAAGAUGAUGAAGAACGUCAGCAGGAGAUGAUCAACGCUCAAGUCCGCAGAGCGCUAGAGCAACAGGGUGAAGUGUAUGAGCCUCAAGCAACCGAACUCAUCAGAAGUGACGAUAGUGAAAAGAUCACUUUGAAUCUGAAUUUGGAUAAGAAACCAACGGCAGAGGAUUUGAAGCGACCUGUAUUUUCCGGAGUGUCGGUGUUUGAACAAAUCAAGAUGAAGAAAGAAGAACCAGCAACGCUAGAGCAACAGGGUGAAGUGUAUGAGCCUCAAGCAACCGAACUCAUCAGAAGUGACGAUAGUGAAAAGAUCACUUUGAAUCUGAAUUUGGAUAAGAAACCAACGGCAGAGGAUUUGAAGCGACCUGUAUUUUCCGGAGUGUCGGUGUUUGAACAAAUCAAGAUGAAGAAAGAAGAACCAGCAAGUGAUGAAGAAAGACCGAGUUCUAGCCGAAGAGAUCGAAGCAGAGACAGGGAUGAAAGGCGCGAUCGGCGAGAUCGUGACGCGAAGAAAGAACACAGGAGCCGCAGUCGAAGUCGUGACAAGGAGAGGGAUCGUGGCAUGAAAAGGGAGCAUAGAAGUCGGAGCAGAAGUCGCGAGAGGGAGCGAGAUCGACAACAGAAAUUUAUGGGAUCUGCGUUCUCUCAGGUGGUCGAAAAGACCGACCGUCGUCCUUCGUUCAAAAAGGACGAAAAACCCAAAAAGUCGGCUCUCGAUGAGAUUCGAGAACAGCAAGAAUGGUUCAAAGAGAAAAAGAAUAGGAAGGAUCAUUGGCUUCAUGAGGGUAUCAUUGUUAAGAUAAUCACGAAGAAGUUGGGAAAUGAUUUCUACAAAGCGAAAGGAGUUGUGAAAACGCUUAUUGAUGACUACACGGCUAGCGUGAAAUUAGAUGAUGGAACACUUGUUAAACUGGAUCAAGCACAUGUGGAGACGGUAAUACCGAAUGUUGGAAGGGAAAUGAAAAUAGUGAACGGAGCCUAUCGAGGUUGUGUUGCUAAGCUGGAGAGUGUCGACCAGGAUGCGUUCUGUUUGAACCUCCGUAUUUCGGAAGGGCCGAUGAAUGGUCGAACAAUACGUGUGCCCUAUGAAGAUGCUAAAAUGGCGAUUGAAGAAGUCGUAAUAAAAGGCAGUCUCAAACUAAAGAAAGGAGAUGUGUUCAAGAAAAAGAAGAAAAAGACUGUUGACCCAAAGAUGAUCGAUUUAACAAUAAAGAAGGAUGAACAGUCGGGAGCGGUCGGGAAAACGAAGGCUGAAAUUGCGUUCGAGAAGAGACGUCAAGAGACAAUGUUUGAGAGGAUGCAGAAGAAAGCGGCUGUGAGUCAUCGACAGCGAGUGGAAGAGUUCAAUAAGCAAAUGAGCGAGUUGACGGAGUUCAACGAUAUUCCGAAAGUGUCCUGGACGAAGUAG